Phyllotreta striolata is the source of this 1861-nucleotide messenger RNA. Lineage: Eukaryota; Metazoa; Arthropoda; Insecta; Coleoptera; Chrysomelidae. The record is from the annotation of a GenBank genome assembly.
GUGAAAAUCUAUUGUGGCAACGCUGCAAUUUAUCGAUUUCUUUCAAAUGACAUGACAUUAAUGACAUGACAGUGACAUUGACGUUUCGUACUAACUAACCUCAAUUUUCACAAUUGAGUUUUCAAAGAUUUCACUAAAGUUUAGCAAGUUUUUGCGAUGAUACACAGCUUAUUCAUAAUAAAUUCACAAGGUGACGUUUUCUUAGAAAAACACUGGAGGAGUAUAAUUCCAAAAUCAGUAUGUGAUUACUAUUUAGAAGCUCAAAGAGCUAAUGGAAACGAUAUCAAUCCCGUUAUUGCAACUCCUCAUCACUAUUUGAUAUCUAUACAAAGAGGCGGUGUUAGUUAUGUGGCUGUGUGUAUGGAGGAAAUACAGCCCCUAUUUGUGAUAGAAUUUUUGCACAGAGUAGUAGAUAUUUUCCAAGAUUACUUUUCAGAUUGUACUGAGUCGAUAAUUAAGGAAAACUACGUUGUAGUGUACGAGCUUUUAGAUGAAAUGUUGGAUAAUGGAUUUCCUUUAGCUACAGAAAGUAAUAUUCUUAAGGAGCUGAUCAAACCUCCAAAUAUUUUAAGAACAAUAGCCAAUACUGUUACUGGCAAGACUAAUGUAAGCGAUAUACUACCAACAGGGCAAUUAUCUAACAUCCCUUGGAGAAGAUCGGGUGUUAAAUACACCAAUAAUGAGGCUUACUUUGAUGUUAUCGAAGAAGUCGAUGCUAUCAUAGAUAAAUCGGGCUCAACCGUGUUUGCUGAAAUUCAAGGAUAUAUUGAUUGUUGUAUCAAAUUGAGUGGCAUGCCAGAUUUAACGUUAUCAUUCGUUAAUCCAAGAUUAUUUGAUGAUGUUAGUUUCCAUCCGUGUGUUAGAUUUAAGCGAUGGGAGGGUGAAAGACUACUUUCGUUUAUUCCUCCAGAUGGUAAUUUCAGACUGAUGUCUUAUCACAUUAGCAGCCAGAGUGUUGUAGCUAUACCAGUGUACGUCAGGCACAACCUCUCGAUCAAAACUGGAGAACAAGCAAGAUUGGAUUUAACUGUAGGCCCUAAACAAACCAUGGGCAGAACUGUAGAAGGUGUUAAACUGGAAGUAUUGAUGCCGAAAUGCAUUUUGAAUUGCGUUCUAACUGCUAAUCAAGGAAAAUACAAUUUUGAUCCGGUGUCUAAAGUAUUGCAUUGGGAUAUUGGGAAAAUUGAUGUUACAAAACUACCCAAUAUUAGGGGAUCUGUUUCCUUGGCUACUGGCUCGAAUACUGCAGAAAUUAAUCCAUCGAUCAACGUCCAUUUCACGAUUAGUCAACUUGCCGUUAGCGGUCUUAAAGUGAACAGAUUGGACAUGUAUGGCGAAAAGUACAAACCUUUUAAGGGAGUAAAAUACAUAACAAAAGCCGGCCGAUUCCAAGUUAGAAUGUAGUUAUUAUCAUGACUCUUUUUUACGAUUCUUAUAAUAUAUUUUUUUAUUAUCCUAUAAUACAUAUUUAUCUGAUGUUGUUAAUAUUAUUUUACGUUAUUUCUGAUGCUUUGUGUACAAUGAAAUGUUAGGCAUGUAUUCAAAACACACAGGGGAAAGUCGUUAAGUUUCCGUCAGUAAAUCAUUAAAGAUAACAGUGGUUGACAAUCACUGGAUAAUAGUGUUAUUGCACUAAAGCAAAUAUUUUGCAAGUGCAUUUCGCUGCAUAACAAUUUUUGGAUUCGUUGACUUAAGGAUUUCUCCUCCAUUCGUUUAAAAUUAUGUUUAAAUAAUCAUCAAAAUCACCGAUCUCUUUGUAAUGGUUCAAAUUUUCAGCCUAACUGUAAUUUUUUAAAAAGAUAUUUCAUGUUGAGUGAUUGUUUCAUUACAGAGUCUAAGGCCUAACAUUUUUAUCAUACCU